This is a messenger RNA of Dalotia coriaria, 1402 nucleotides long. RefSeq lists its product as uncharacterized. Gene Ontology annotation, biological process: apoptotic DNA fragmentation. The coding region runs from base 119 to 1360 and encodes 413 amino acids. The transcript is spliced from 4 exons. The record is from RefSeq and is a predicted model, not a curated record. Gene Ontology annotation, cellular component: nucleus; mitochondrial inner membrane. Gene Ontology annotation, molecular function: metal ion binding; RNA endonuclease activity; single-stranded DNA endonuclease activity. Lineage: Eukaryota; Metazoa; Arthropoda; Insecta; Coleoptera; Staphylinidae.
UAAGUUGCUGCGUCAGUAUAUCUGCGUUAGGAAGUCGUUAACUACUCGACUAUCAACUCGUAGGCUAACAUUGACAUUAAAGUCCAAUGAAUGUUUAAGUCUAGAUGUAGUUCCAAACAUGUGUCGUGCUGGUGUAGUCGUAGUCGUGGUCUACUUUUGUUUAACUGUUCUUACAUUGUGUCUGGCUAAAACAACAUCGUAUUGUCCAUUGAAUUCUACAAACAAAACAGAAUUUAGGGAACCGAUUAUUUUGACUAAUUCAAGUGGGAAAUUAGAGUUUUAUAUUCCUAAUCUUCAAGAUGGAAAAUUAAUUUUUAACCCACAAGAGAAAUUCAUCAUUUCCUGUCCUAAUCCACGAAAUUUUUUAAUUACAAGUAAUAGUAAUACUACGAUUGGACAAUGUACAAAUGGCCACCUUAAAGUUGCAGGGAAAACCUGCUCAUUCCAGGAGUUAUCAUGCAAUAAAUCAAUUCGUGGCGAUGUUUUUGUAAGGAAUAACAAAACUUGUGGUUAUAAUAACCACGGAACACCUAUUGACAUAGGAUAUUACGUUGAUGUAAGAUCACAAAAAAGACUUGAAUUCCUACCAUUGAUUCAAGUAUGUCAUAACCUCAAAAAAGGAAAUACUUACUACUCUGAACACAUCAUCCAUGGACGCCUAAUGAAACAUUUUUCUAGAAGUAGAUUUCGUCCUGGAUUCUCCACGCAAGGCCUCAACACUUCCGCUGCCGUCGCUUACAAACAAUCCUAUCAAAAAUCAAGUUUCAGUAGACAACUAGGUUCCUCCCUGCAAGCAGAUAAUUACAUCAACAACAAGUCAUUCUUAUCUCGAGGGCAUCUAGCUCCCGACGCUGAUUUUCUCUUCGCUCCCUGGCAAUUCGCAACGUAUUUCUACCUCAACGCCGUGCCGCAAUGGCAGAGUGUGAACGGCGGCAACUGGCAUAAAGUGGAGUCGAUGGUGCGGAAACUCGCAGGGCAGUUGGAGACUGACCUGAGGAUCAUCACAGGCACACAUGGAGUGCUUACCUUUCCAGGGGCGGAUCACACCGAUGUAGAAAUUUAUUUAUUACCAAACGAAGCACUUCCUGUACCUAAAUUUAUCUGGAAAUUGGUUUACUCACCAAAAACUAGAAGAGCGAUUGUUUUAAUUAGUUUAAACAAUCCUUUUGUGAAAGAUACAAGUGAAAUUGAUAAGAUUUGUGUGGAUAUUUGCAAACAAUACGGCUGGGCGCAAGAAAAUUGGGAGAAAUUUGAUCGGGGAGUUGUGUAUUGCUGUGAAUAUGAAACUUUUACGACUGUUGUGCAAACAGUGCCAGAAAUUGAUGUUAUAGGUGUUCUAGAAGGACCUAAAAAAACAUAAGAAUAUUUAAUUAUUUAAAAUAAAAUUUACGAAAGAAUUUAA